AUGUGGUCGCCUCGUCACUCUGACCCUUGCCGAUGUCUGCCGGACGACAUGCACCCUCUCGGGUCCGGUAUUUGGUUCAAGGAAGAGGACACUCCUAACUUCACCGGAUCUUACUACUCUAAGACCAAAGCUAUGGUUAAUGUUCCGCCUCUUGAAUGA
Messenger RNA from Linum tenue, 159 nucleotides. NCBI's taxonomy places the organism in Eukaryota, Viridiplantae, Streptophyta, Magnoliopsida, Malpighiales, Linaceae. The record is from the annotation of a GenBank genome assembly.